AUGGAUCCUAUGUAUUAUCAGGAUUUGAUGGACUACGAGCCAAACUCCACUCAAGGGCGUCUGACGCCUGACGACGCGAUGCAGGUGGAUCAAGGUAACUCAGUCACCGACGUCCAGGGCGUUGAGGCGCCAUCUCGACUUCUGAGUUUGCCACUCGAACUCGUGCAAGAGAUCAUGGCAGAGGUCGAUCCGAUGUCGCUCAUUCGUCUCGGACGUGUGUGUAAGGAUCUACGCGGUGUCCUUGCAGCAUCAUAUCCUUGGCGUAACAUGAUAUCCCGACUCAUGAACAGACCCUACUCGGAGCUGCCGUUCUCCCCGGAAGACGCCCGUGGUAUCUUGAUGCUUGCGACGUUAGAGCACAAGAUGAAGUGCACUGUCACGACGUGCAACCGAGAUGGGGACUUUGUGCACUUGCUUGGUCGUCGGCGCCUCUGUCAUGAACACUACUUUACGGAGACCUGUGGAUCCGUACAGCAGUUGCGCGGGCAUAUGCUCGAUAUCAUGGGCCGACGGAAAGAAGGUGGCCGCGGCGUAUACCCCGCCAAGGUCACAGGAGAUCUCAUGAACGUCAUCAAGCGCGUCUUGCCUCUAUUCAAAGGCGCUGGGACGCAUCAGGCGCGUUGGUCGCUUGUGAUUGUCCAGGGACUUUGGAACGAUGUGGUGUUGGCGUGGGAGGGUCUGCAGAGACGGGAUGGGCACGGGUUGAGGGAGCGCCUAUCGAAUCUGCAUCUGGUCUGCGGAGAUGAUUGUGCGGACCGGGAGGCGCAUGUAUGCUUCCAUCGACUCUUCGACGAGUACGAGGCUAAGGGGAAAGAAGCGGCCGAGAAAGCCGAGUUUGUCUACGAUCUGAGUCUAGCAGCCAAUCCUAAAGCAGACUCGAGUAUCUUCAAGGCGCGUCAAGAGGCGGGUAAACGGGCUCGUCGUGCAGCACUUCAACAACGCCUCGAGGGUCUUGGAUACUUGACCAUGGAUGUCACACCUGUACUAGACGCCUACCUAGCGAGAUGUAGGCGCUUUGGUCAAUUGACGAAUAACGAGUUCCGAUCGCGUCUUCCGGAGCUCAGGACAUUGCUCGAUAGCCGCAAGCAGGAGCGUAUCUCCCAGUACCGCGAUGAGCGCAGAAAAAUUGCUGCCCAAGCUAUCAUGGACUUCAACACGACGAACUAUCGCGAUCUGGAGAAGGCUGUGGCCGCGACGUGCAGCUAUCUUCGAUCAACUUCGUACGGCGUGUGGUGCCAUCGCGUCACUGAGCUCAUUGACGCCGAUUCGGUUGAUACACCGGAGGAUCGGAUGGAAUUGAGAAAUAGGAUGAGGGAUCUGCUUUACAACGAUUCACACGUCAGGCAGUGUAUCUUGGACUGUACGAUCGCCUUCUGUUACCAACAAGAGCAGAUGGCCUUUCCAGUUGACUUCAGACCCCCUUCCUCCUCGUGUACUUUGAGGCCCAGCGCCAUCGAACCUCUUAUUGGGAGCUCUACAUUCAUGAUCGACGUAUCGGGCUUUGUGUUGGAACCCUCGUCUACAUCAUUUUCUAUGUUCUAG
Molecule: messenger RNA, 1542 nt
Organism: Peniophora sp. CBMAI 1063
Lineage: Eukaryota; Fungi; Basidiomycota; Agaricomycetes; Russulales; Peniophoraceae
Source: the annotation of a GenBank genome assembly